AUGAGUGUAAAUGGGCUUAUGUUCUUGAAAGUGGUAAAUUGUGAAGGUGAAAUCAAAGAUAAAUUUUUCAUCUCCGAGUUGAUCAAGGAGACCAUUCAAGAGGUUCGACCCGAUAAUGUGGUCCAAGUUAUUACCGAUAAUGCUCCUGUUUGUAGGAGUGCGGGAUUGCUUGUUGAAGUCCAAUUUCCAAAAGUAUUUUGGACUCCUUGUGUGGUUCAUACCCUCAACCUUGCUUUGAAAAAUAUUUGUGCGGCUAAAAAUACCGAUGCCAAUGAAGUUGUUUUUCUAGAAUGCCAUUGGAUUACAACUAUUAUCGAUGAUUGUAUGUUUAUUAAAAAUUUUAUAAUGAAUCAUUCCAUGAGAUUGGCAAUGUUUCAUGAAAAUGCGAAAUUAACCAUGUUUUCUAUUGCGGAGACACGUUUUGCUUCAAUGAUUGUGAUGCUAAGAAGAUUUAAACAAAUAAAACGUGGUCUCCAAGACAUGGUCAUGAGUGAUUUUUGGGCAUCUUAUAGGGAAGAUAAUGUUAAAAGGGCCUUAACUGUCAAGACAAAAAUAGUAAGUGAUGAUUGGUGGCGAGAUAUUGAUUACAUAAUUAACUUUACUGAGCCAAUCUAUGAUAUGCUUAGGAGGGCCGAUACGGAUGUUCCUUGUCUUCACUUGGUGUUUUACAGCACACAAUGGCUUCAAAAGGCUCCCAAUCGUGUUCCUCCACAUAGAGAUCAAGAGAUUUCAAGUUUAAGAGAAAAAUGCUUCCAAAGGUACUUUACUAAUGAUGUGGAGAGAAGGAAGGUUAAAGAAGAGUAUGCUUGUUUUUCGGCGGGUUUUAGAGAGUUUGGAUCGGUUGAUUCCUUGAAGGAUAGAGGACUUAUGGAGCCGGCAAUUUGGUGGGUUUCUUAUGAAGCUUCAACACCCCUAAUCCAAUCUUUGGCUUUGAAGGUACUUGGACAUCCUUGUUCCUUCUCAUGUUGUGAGAGGAAUUGGAGAACAUAUUCUUUCAUCCAAUCUUUGAAGAGGAACAAGAUAGCACCACAAAGAGCUGAAGAUUUGGUAUUUGUGCAUUCCAAUCUUCGUCUUCUAUCAAGGAGAACUCCACAAUAUAAUGUGGGUGAAACUAAGAUGUGGGAUGUUGGGAGAGAUGCAUUUGAUUCCUUAGAAGGUAGUAGAAUACUUGAGAUUGCAAAUCUUUCACUUGAUGAACCGGACUUGGAGGCCAUGAUAUUUACCGAUGAGGGAGAUGGAAAUGACGAUGAGUUUCUAGAAGAUCCAACUCAAUGA
Molecule: messenger RNA, 1275 nt
Organism: Cornus florida
Lineage: Eukaryota; Viridiplantae; Streptophyta; Magnoliopsida; Cornales; Cornaceae
Exons: 2
Coding region: 1-1275 (424 amino acids)
Molecular function (GO): protein dimerization activity
Source: RefSeq, a predicted model, not a curated record